AUGGAAAUGGGAGGUUUACGAAUGCGGCGAUUCCUGAAGACCGUCCAUAACAGAAUAACGAGGCAGGGAGGCGUUACGCGGCAAGACAAAGAGGACUGGGCAAGGCUCGCGGUCGGCUAUCGCCAGUGGAUGGCCCAGGCACAUCCGUCCGGGCUGGUGGCCCCUGCGGUCGAUGAAGCCGUGCUGCAGACAUUCAUCAGGGCGAUGACCGACCUGUCUAAGAUGCCACUUCAACCUGAAGAAGCCUCGUGA
Puccinia triticina is the source of this 252-nucleotide messenger RNA. RefSeq lists its product as uncharacterized. The transcript has a single exon. Bases 1 to 252 code for a protein of 83 amino acids. The record is from RefSeq and is a predicted model, not a curated record. NCBI's taxonomy places the organism in Eukaryota, Fungi, Basidiomycota, Pucciniomycetes, Pucciniales, Pucciniaceae.